AUGUCUACUCAAUUUUUUUCGAAAUUAAGUCAAAAUUACAUUGAAUUAAUAGAUGAUGAUGUAUAUUAUGAUAUUACGGUUGAAGUUGGUAAAGAACCUAAUGUAAAAAUCCUUCGUGCUCAUGUUAGUAUUCUGUGUUGCCGUUCCCCAUAUUUACGAAGAACUUUGACUACUAAUAAGAAGAAUAAAGAUAAUAAUUCUUUAGCUCACAUUAAGUUACCAAAUAUAUCAUCGGAAGUGUUUCAAAUUAUUAUAAAGUAUAUGUAUGGUGGUAUUCUUUCAUUGAAUGGCCAAGACAAUUCUGAAAUUCUCAAACUAUUAUUGGCCGCUGAUGAAUUACUACUUCAAGAACUUGUUGAUUAUUUACAAAUUUAUUUAAUUGAAAAUAAAUCUGAAUGGAUGGAACAACAUUUUGAACUUAUUCAUCGAACAAGCUUUCAAUCCAAUUCUUUAUUACAACUUCAACAAUUUUGUACAGAUAUUAUGGCAAACUCUCCAGAGAAAAUAUUUAAAUCUCUUGAUUUCACUUCGCUUCCCGAAAAAUCUUUAGUUCAACUUAUCAAAAGAGACGAUUUACAAAUGAAAGAAGUUGAAGUUUGGGAACAUGUAUUAAAAUGGGGUCUUGCACAAAAUCCCACACUUCUUCCAGAUCCUAGUACUUGGUCAGAUGAUGAUUUUGACAGCAUGAAAAAUACUUUACAAGAUUGUUUAUCUUUAAUUAGAUUUUUUAGUUUAUCAUCUAAAGAAUUCUUGCAGAAAAUUUGUCCUUAUAAAAAACUAUUGAAACGUCAACUUUAUGAAAAAUUAUUAAUUUCUUACUUGGAUCCUGAUAUUGACCAAACUAGCAAUAUUUCACUUCCUAGAAAUCUUAAAAUUGAUGGAAUUAUUGAUUCAAAAAUUGUAAAUAAUUUAAAUAUUAUUUCAACAAUUUCAAGAUGUAUUGAUAAUAUUAAUAGCAAAUUUUCAUAUGUCAGAGAAUUUUACUUACCGUACAAAUUUCAAUUGUUAUUAAGAGGAAGCAGUGAUGGAUUUACACCUAAAAAAUUUCAUAAAUUAUGUGAUGAUAUACCCCAUACUGUUACAUUUAUUAAAGUAAGAGGAACAGAUGAAAUUAUUGGUGGAUAUAAUCCGUUAAUAUGGAAAUCUUCUAGUGGUAGUUGGGGCAAAACUAAAGAUAGUUUUAUUUUUUCUUUCAAAAAUGAUAAUGUUAAAGAUGCAAUAAUUAGUUAUAUUACUAACGAUAUAUGUUAUGCAGCAAAUUAUAAGAGUAUACAUGGACCAUUUUUUGGUGAUGAUAUUGUGAUAUAUUCCUCUAAUGGAGAUUCUAGAGAUUAUGAUAAUAUUUGGUGUCAAAAGAAGUAUUAUGAAAAAAAGAUAAGAGAGACAAAAGACAAAUUUUCUAUGGAUGACUACGAAGUAUUCCAAAUAGUAAAGAGAUAAAUAAUAUUAUUAUAUUAAAUGUAUUGGUUUUAUUUAUUUUAUUUAAAACAAAAAAUAUUUUAGUAUUAGAUAAUUCAAAUUUUAAAUAUGUUUUACUUCCAUUAAAUAAAUUAUUGAACGCGCUUAAAAUUG
Molecule: messenger RNA, 1572 nt
Organism: Rhizophagus irregularis DAOM 181602=DAOM 197198
Lineage: Eukaryota; Fungi; Glomeromycota; Glomeromycetes; Glomerales; Glomeraceae
Molecular function (GO): protein binding
Source: RefSeq, a predicted model, not a curated record